AAUUCUUCUAUCUUGAGUUCAUCACCAAUGGCUAAGACCACGCCAUUUGUCAGCUCCUGAUUGGCUACGUUCCAGAUCUCCCAUACACACAGCUUUAGCUCUUCCUUUGUACUACUACUACUGCUGUCCUGUCUCUCUUAACACCAAUACCAUUCCAAAACCUCCACCAUUUUUAUCCCCUCUCUCUCUCUCUCUACAUCAACAACAAUCCCUAGCUAGACACCAAACAAAUUCCUCCCAAAAGAAGGAAAAUCACGAGAUCAUGGGCGGCGACAGCUGGAGCCUAACGGCGAAGCCCUGCGACUCAUGCAAGGCGGCGCCGGCCACCGUCUUCUGCCGCGCCGACUCCGCCUUCCUCUGCGCCACCUGCGACACCGACCUCCACGCCCGCCACGCCCGCGUCUGGGUCUGCGACGUCUGCGAGCAGGCGCCCGCCGCCGUCACCUGCAAGGCCGACGACGCCGCCCUCUGCCCCGCCUGCGACGCCGACAUCCACUCCGCCAACCCCCUCGCCCGCCGCCACGAGCGCUUCCCCGUCGUCCCCUUCUACCACGCCGCCGUCAAAACCCCCCGCUCCGCCAACUUCUCCGAGGAGGAGGUCGAGGCCGCCUCCUGGAUCCUACCCGACCCGAAUACCAAGCCCCUUGAAGAUUCCGGGUCGCCCGCGGAGUAUCUGUUUAGCGAUAUGGAUCCGGACCCGUAUCCGGAUCUUGAUUUGAUGCAUAAACCGGGUCAUAUUAUUGUUGAUGAUAAGAAACAGUACUCCACAGAUGGAGUUGUACCGGUUCAGACCGAGAAGGAAUAUGGGUCGGGUCACUACCCGGGUCCGGUGGUCGACGGGUACCCGACGUACGAUGUGGACUAUCCGGCUUCGAAGCCUUUCAUGUAUAACUUCACCUCACAAUCCAUUAGCCAUAGUGUAUCAUCUUCGUCCUUAGAAGUAGGGGUGGUGCCGGAACCGGAGCCGGAGCCGGAGCCAGAGCCAGAGCACAACGGCAAUGGCGAUGCAUCGAAGGUCGAAAUUGCCCCUACUCGAGUCUCCGGGAUGGAGAGAGAGGCGAGGGUAAUGAGGUACAAAGAGAAAAGGAAGAAUAGAAGGUUCGAGAAGACAAUCCGGUACGCCUCGAGAAAAGCUUAUGCAGAGACGAGGCCCAGGAUCAAAGGGAGGUUCGCCAGGCGCUCGGAGCUUCAAAUCGAUGCGUCUUACGGUGUCGUUCCGACUUUUUAGUCACGUGUUGUGACAAGAUGAUAAGUCAUCAACUUGUUGUUUUGUACAUAUGAUGUAGGAGGGUUGUUUUCUCAUCGGUGCAUUGUUUUGAGUCAUCGAUUUUGUUUAUUUUGUGUGAUGUGAUCAAAAGUUUUGGUUGUAAUAAAAAUUCCCAAUUUGUAACUUAAAA
This is a messenger RNA of Salvia miltiorrhiza (redroot sage), 1397 nucleotides long. Its product is annotated as zinc finger protein CONSTANS-LIKE 5-like. Gene Ontology annotation, biological process: regulation of flower development; regulation of photoperiodism, flowering. The transcript is spliced from 2 exons. Bases 263 to 1228 code for a protein of 321 amino acids. Lineage: Eukaryota; Viridiplantae; Streptophyta; Magnoliopsida; Lamiales; Lamiaceae. Gene Ontology annotation, molecular function: protein binding; zinc ion binding. Gene Ontology annotation, cellular component: nucleus. The record is from RefSeq and is a predicted model, not a curated record.